CUUCUCCGCCCGGCCCCGGCCCGCGCCACCCCAUCCCCAGCCGCCCCCGCAGCCCCGACCUGGGGGGAGCAGGGAAAGUUCUCCCCCCUGCUCCUCCCACCCCUUCCCGUGCCCGCCGCGGGGGCGCGCAGCUUUUGUCACCCUGCGUGGGGACCCCCGGCAGGAGGGAGCCUCACCCCGGCUAGGGAGCACUGGCUCUCUGAGGACACUCAUUCUAUUCUGAAGUUGUCACCACUUCUGCUCAGAGAUGCUGCCCCUGCUUUGGCCUCACCAUGUGGAUUCUCCAGGGCCUGCUUGUGCCUCCAGGGUUUGAUGACCUGCAAGCGUGCGCUGAUCCUGGGGCUCCUGAAAAUGGCUACAAGAUACCCAGUGCAGGUGUUUUCUUUGAAAGCGUGGUGGUCCGGUUCCAUUGCCAAGAAGGAUACAGGCUCAAUGGUACUUCCAAAAAACUUUGUGUGAGACACUUUAAUGGCUCCCUAAGCUGGAAACCCAGUGAUAAACCUGUGUGCCUACAAGAAGUCACAGAUUGCCUUGUUCCACAUGUUGAAGAUGCAGAGGUUCAUAACAAGACAUACAGGACUGGCGAUAAGUUAAUAAUCAGCUGUCAUGAAGGAUUCCAGAUCCGUUACCCUGACUUAGACAACAUGGUUUCCAUAUGCCAAGACGAUGGAACAUGGGAUAAUCUCCCCAUAUGUCAAGGAAAGAUGUCGCUUCCCGAAGAUUCCCAUGCUUAUAAUACUGCUUUAAAUACUGAUUUUUUGUUUGCAAAUCUCAAACCUGACACAGAUACACUGCAUCCAAAAGUAAAAAACAAUCAAGGUUGCCUGAGGCCGUUGGUUCUUCCUCAUAGUUACAUUAACAUUUCUGAGUUCGGGGCCUCUUUACCCGUAGGAACAGUGGUGUAUUAUCAGUGCUUUCCUGGAUAUAAACUAGAAGGGGCAGAGAUCCUUGAGUGCAUGUAUAACCUUAUCUGGUCAGAUAGCCCACCUAGGUGCCUUGAUGUGGAAGUUUGUCCACUACCUCCAAUGGUGAGUCAUGGAGACUACAUCUGCCACCCACGGCCUUGCGAGCACUACAACCAUGGGACAGUGGUGGAGUUCUACUGCGACCCUGGUUACACCCUCACCAACGACUACAAGUACAUCACCUGCCAGUACGGAGAGUGGUUCCCCUCCUACCAAGUGUACUGUGUCAAAACAGAACAAACCUGGCCAAAUACACAGGAGACCCUCCUGACUACAUGGAAAAUAGUGGCAUUUACUGCUACCAGUGUUUUAUUAGUACUGCUACUGGUUAUUUUAGCCAGGAUGUUCCAGACCAAAUUUAAGACACAUUUCCUUCCACGAGGCAACCAGGAGGGUUCCAUGGGCGACCCUGACUUUGUGGUGGUGGAUGGUGUUCCUGUCAUGCUACCUUCCUACGAUGAAGCUGUCAGCAGUGGCUUGAAUGCCCUGGCACCCAGAUACUCAGCCACUGCAGACCAGAGGCAUAUUUUGCAGACAGAAGAUCAGAAUCCCCCUGCUUACCCCAGUCCCAGGAUUCCAGACACGCAACCCAAUGAAUUUGAGACCUGUGACAGUAGGUCGGAUUCCUCUGAACUGCUCCAAAGUUUGUACCCAUCCCUGACAUGCCAAACGGCAGGACGUCCCAGCUCAGAUCGAACUGAUGUAUCCCACAGCACUUACAGGGACACUGUAUCCACGAGUCCCCAGAUUGAUAUCACAGACGAGAUUCCCUUGAUGGAAGAAGACCCUUAGCCUGCACUGAGUCGUGUCCUCAUCACAUUGUACUGUUGGGUGACAUGAAUCAUGAGGAUUCAGAGAUAGAAAAGACUCUCUGUGGAUUUGGGGAGAGUGUUUUCCUACUUAUCAAUCUUCCAUGCGGUGAUGUCACCGGGUUGGGCGUAUGUCUUAAUCCACAGUGGGGAUAACAGCAUCAGCAUUCGGAACAGCAGCAGUUUUAUGAAUGAAUCCUGGGGAUUUGAUAAGAGCAGAUGUAGAAAAAGAACAGUGGCUUUUUAGAAGUGAAAUGUAUAUCUGCAUCGCAGAAAGUCAUAUGGCUCUGUAAGAAAUGCUAUUGGAUUUUGAUACUAACUGCCUCACAAAAGCAUGUCAAAAUAUGUAAAUUUAAAAAUAUCAGUACUGAAACACACACAAAAAAAAGAGGAAAGAUUCUCUUUGGCUUUCCUACGAUAACCAGGAAGUUUUUGAUUUAGUUGUUGGUGAUUUUGCUUCAGACCAUGUCUGCAGAAAAUAUAACAGAAGUUAUGGGAUUCAUAUAUACUUUGAUGUACAAUAGCUUUAAAUAUAUAUAUAUAUAUAUAUAUAUAUAUAUAUUUAAAAACUCUUAAAGAGAAAGAAAAGGAAAGACUCCCAGGUCACAUAACGAUCUGGAGAUUUUUUUUUCAAAGGUAAGGCAGAAUUUAUAUCAUAGACAAUAUUCAAAGUAAAGUAUCAAUAUUUGUAUUUAUGCAAGACUUCUGUGACUACAUUGCAUUUCAUAAAUCCUGCUGUAAUAUAAGAGAUCUAGAAGAUGUUAAAAUUAUGAAAUACAUCUUAAGAAAUGUCGAACUGCUCUGCUUCAAGCUUUCUUAAGCUCUUAAAUAUAUAUAAAUAUAUAUAUAUAAAAAUAAAUAUAUAUAUAUAUAAAAAAUAUAUAUAUGCAUAUAUGAGAGUAAUCUACAGUCAUAGCUCAGAGCACUGCCUUGUCCCUUGUCAUGAUCCAUCCCUAUGGACAGGUUUCAUGAUGGUUCGUAAGGGAUCUCAGGGUUCAAAAAGAACCGACACGGUACAAGGGGGUUUGCAAUUAUAAUCAAAACAAAUGCACCUUUACUGAAUAACCACAGCAAAAUGCAAUAGAGGGAUUAAGGGAGAGAAAGAUAGAGAAAGAGAGAGAGAAAGAAAAAGGGGAAUAUAGCUACCAAACAUAGAGAUGAAGUCCUUAGGUCCAGUCCAGUCGAGGAUCUGCCUGUUACGUUGGGGAGAUCUCAGAGAUGCAGUCCAUCUGGACUCAAAUUAUACACUUUUUGAUGGGGGGAAGGGAGAUUAUUUCAAAACUGAAUCUAUUGUAUCUUCUGGUAAAAAGAAUGGUAUUUGGAAAAGGGGUACACACAGUCCAUAUCUCAGUGGGCAAGGGCCAUUGUUUUCGUGGUCCAAUGCCCGCACCUGCAACAUCCAUCUUGCUUUGGUCAGCUCGCCUCCCCCCCGCACUUCCCCGAGCUGGGGGCUUCAGUCCCAGUCCUUGGGGAGUGUGAGGGAGGCCUUUCUCACAUGGGGAUUUCUCGGGUUUUUCUCUGGUGGAGAGGCUUCUGUCAUCUCAGCUUGUCUGUCACGGUGGCUGUAGAUGAACAAGAGGGGUCUUCUGUGGGGGACCACCCAAAAGCUCAGGAGAAGUCCAGCCAGGCCAAGAGGUGGGACAGCUUCCACGGCUAUUGUUGCAAAAAGGGCACAGUGCCCCCUUCUUCUCAUUGGGCUCAGUGUAGCAUGCAGCAAAUGCACCUGUGAAAACAAUAGCUUAGCAAUGCUCUCAAGUCUCAGGGCCUUUGUGUAACUUUCUCCUACAAAGCCAGAGAUUUUAGACAGGGGGGGUCUUUUCUUCAGUGGUCCCCCAACGACAGUUGUGAGGCAAAUUGAAGGAUAUUUGGGACAGACUCUCACAUCCCUGUACACUGUGGUAGUAUUCUGAGCCAUUAUUGUAGAAUACUUUUUUUUAAAAAAAUAAUAAACCUGAUUUCAGUUCUUUUGACUUAUCUGA
This is a messenger RNA of Haemorhous mexicanus (house finch), 3753 nucleotides long. It is a transcript of the gene SUSD4, whose product is annotated as sushi domain containing 4. The record is from RefSeq and is a predicted model, not a curated record. Bases 273 to 1757 code for a protein of 494 amino acids. The transcript is spliced from 10 exons. NCBI's taxonomy places the organism in Eukaryota, Metazoa, Chordata, Aves, Passeriformes, Fringillidae. Gene Ontology annotation, biological process: negative regulation of complement activation, alternative pathway; negative regulation of complement activation, classical pathway.